Messenger RNA from Punctularia strigosozonata HHB-11173 SS5, 1201 nucleotides. RefSeq lists its product as uncharacterized. The record is from RefSeq and is a predicted model, not a curated record. The transcript is spliced from 2 exons. Gene Ontology annotation, molecular function: RNA 7-methylguanosine cap binding; mRNA binding. Bases 172 to 891 code for a protein of 239 amino acids. Lineage: Eukaryota; Fungi; Basidiomycota; Agaricomycetes; Corticiales; Punctulariaceae.
UUUAGCCUCGGAAUCCCCUUCGUGUACGGCCACAUCUCUCUUUUCUUCGCUGGACCUCGCUAUUGGAACUCCAGAGACUCUGCACCUCUGGACCUUUGAACCUUUCGCCCCGUAACAUUAUCCACCGACGUCGGGUCUCGUCGUAAUCCUCGUCCGCCGCCGCCGGCCGCCAUGUCAUCCAUAUCUGCGCUCUCUGCCUCGGUCACCCGCAUUCUCUCCUUGACCGGGUUUCCGAAGGAGCUGAAGACGAAAGACAUCCAGUCGGCCUUUUCCGAGUGGGAGAACGUCGCGGGAGGUUUCAAGAUCAAAUGGGUGGAUGACACCAGCCUUUACAUUGUCUUCCAAGACCCUGCGACAGCCAAACGCGCGUAUCUGAAGACGGUCGCGUAUCCUCCGGCCAUCUUCACCUCUCCGACCACCCAGACUUCCGCUAUUAUCCGCCCGUAUGACGGCCCCGACGCCGUCUCCGUCAUCCACGCCGUCAACUCACGGCAGCACAGCAACAACAACAACUCGCGCGGGCAGCGCGCGCAGUCCAUGUCCGUCCCGAGCACCCACGGACGCGGCAUGUCCGUCUCCAACGGUUUCCGCGGCGGCAACGGAAACGCCGACGCGCCGGGUGCCAUGUCCGUCCAGACGUCGCACAACGGCUCGUCCUCUUUCGGGCGCGAGCCGUCGCCGACGCUCCCGAGCUUGCCCUCGCACCCGACGCUCAACUCGCUCAUCGAGAACUCGCUCGGCGGCGCUGCCGCGCUCGACGGCUCCGACCCUGCCAUCCUCGCCCAGGGCCCGCGAAUCGGCGACCCCGGCAAGCGCAUGCUCGGUCACGCGCUCGGCGUCCGCCAUCCCGGCCUGCCCACGCGUGCUGGCGUGGCCGUGGCCGACGCCUGAACGUAUGCGAAGCGGACGUGACAUGAACGGACGGGGGGCCGAUAUGGGGGCUCCCGUGGGCUGUAUGCUAUAUGACAAACGGAGGGUGGAGCGCACAAGAAGGAGAGAGAGAGACAGCUUGGAGGCAGUCCGUUCUCGGUUUACGUCCUCAGCGUGGAUUCGGUCCAGGUCGCGCCCCAUGUCCUUUCGUUAUGCAUGGGAUGCGAUGCAACGUUGCCGACUUUCAUAAAACGCGUACAUGUUCUUUCUAGUGGUCUCUUGGUAUACAGCAAACAUGACACCUUAAUUGUACAGCUUCCGUGGAGCUCGU